AUGAUGCAAAGGCAAGGUUAUGAGCCUGUGAGCCCAUCUGAAUCUGAGUCAACGUCCACCGACAUCAGAGGCAGUGCCAAGGGCAAGCUUGCAACCUUGGCUUGCUGUUGCUGUAUCUCGCUGUUCUUGGUUCUGGGCACUGAAGUGGUGGCCUGGACGCGGCAAGCCAGCUGCGAUUGGGACUUGGCCGGUGAUGAGGACUGGAACGGAGUGAUCCCGGCCAAGACCAUGACGCAAAUGCAGCUCGGGAUUAUGACCUCUUGGCUCUGGCAUCAAGUGGAUGUGUAUAAUGAGAAUGCCACCGGAGCUCCUAUGAUCGGGUAUUGGUCCAACGUGGACCUCUUCUUUGGAAUUCUGGAGAAGUACGCUUACGUGCGAGAUGGUCAAACCGCUUUGGAGGGCUGGCAGCCUUGGGGGUUCUACCUGGGCUCCCGAUAUCAUGUUUGGUUAUGCUCCAGCCUUGAGAAGGAGUACUACAUCGAGGAGGACUGGUGGGCUCGGCCAUGGUUCAGCUUCAAUACCCAGAAGAUCUUCAACAUCCGUGAGAUGCCGUCUGGGCAACUGGUGGCUACCAGUCAGCACCGUGUCGCCGACCUUUUGUCCUUCAAUGCUCACUGGGUGGCCACAGUGGAGACGCCCGAUGGUGUACCCAUUGCCACACUGAGACAGGAUUCGCCCUGGAGCAGGUGGAUCUUCAUCAGCUACCAGAAGUGGUGGGUGGACAAUCACAGACCCGAUCUGCUGCCUAGUGAAGUGGUUUGUUCUCACUCAGUCCAUUUGAUCCAGAAGAGGGUGACCAGAUGGACUGAGCGACCGAUGGCUGAUGGAUUCUUGUCAAAGCAUGGAGAUGCAGAUGGAGUUGGCCACUGUUCCCGCAGUGGAGUCCAGCCGCCACCUGGGUAA
This is a messenger RNA of Durusdinium trenchii, 903 nucleotides long. The record is from the annotation of a GenBank genome assembly. Lineage: Eukaryota; Dinophyceae; Suessiales; Symbiodiniaceae.